Molecule: messenger RNA, 4967 nt
Organism: Anas platyrhynchos (mallard)
Lineage: Eukaryota; Metazoa; Chordata; Aves; Anseriformes; Anatidae
Source: RefSeq, a predicted model, not a curated record
CCUCCCGCGCCGCCCGCGCGCAGGCAGGGCCGGGCUGGGCCGGGCCGGGCAGGGCCGGUGGGGCGCGAGCAGCGGCGGCGGCGGUGACAGCGCCCGCGCAGCCCCCGCCCCGCUGCACCUUGCGGCGCCGCCAGCCGCGCUCCGCUCCCCUCCGUCCCUUCCCUCCCUCCCCGUUACCGGCGGCAGGAAGCGGAGCCGCCGCUCUCUGUCUCUGUCCGUCUCCCGCCGCUCUCCUCACACACACUCACACACUCACGCACGCAGCGAGCGGCAGGCACGGGGCGGCCCCGCGGAGCGCGGCGCGGCGCGGUACAUGGAUUACCUGAAAUUCAUAGCCCAUCAGCAUCUCUGGGUGACUGCAGAUGACAUAGAAUUGUGGCAUCGCAACAGGCUGGAAGUUGAGCAAGUGGAGGACUAUGUCUGAAUGUAUCCAGCUCUCAUUUGCUGUUUGUAGAAUUGGCAUUUACACGUGUUUUAGAGCACUUUGCUGCAAGGGACCACCACCACCACGACCUGAAUACGACUUGGUUUGCAUAGGCCUCACUGGUUCCGGCAAGACAAGUCUUCUGUCACAACUUUGCAGUGAAAGCCCAGAGAAUAUAGUGUCUACCACAGGUUUUAGCAUAAAAGCAGUGCCAUUCCAGAAUGCCAUCUUGAAUGUAAAAGAACUUGGAGGGGCUGACAAUAUCAGGAAAUACUGGAGUCGUUACUACCAAGGAUCCCAAGGGGUAAUAUUUGUAUUAGACAGUGCCUCCUCUGAAGAUGACCUAGAAACUGCUAGGAAUGAACUGCAUUCAGCUCUCCAGCACCCACAGUUAUGUACUUUGCCGUUUUUAAUACUGGCCAAUCAUCAAGACAAGCCAGCAGCUCGCUCCGUACAAGAGAUCAAAAAAUACUUUGAACUUGAGCCACUUGCACGGGGAAAACGCUGGAUUCUUAAACCCUGCUCCUUGGAUGAUAUGGAGGCAGUAAAAGACAGCUUCUCCCUUCUAAUAAACUUGUUGGAGGAGAGAGACUUCGAACCUUCAAGAAUGUGAAAUGCAAGAGAGAAGAGUGGUUCUCCAGGCAUCACUGUACCUGUUCAUUCUGCUCACAGCUUAAUUAUGGUGUGGCAUCAAGGCAAUGCUGUGAUAUGUUGUUCAUACAUAGUUAGUGCAGAAUGUCCUUUUAUUAAAAUAAAUACUCUGUGAACCAGGUACAUGACUAUUUCCAGUAAAGUUGUCUACACUACUGAAAUAGGAAGUUCCUCUUUGUUUACCACUAGUUCUGCACAGUGCUUGUUGCUUUCUUGCAUUGCCAUCAUCUUUGACAGGAAAUUUUGCACGCACAAGGAUAACAUAGUCUAUAAAUGAGGAAUUCUACCUUCUACUUAUUUUUUAAAAAUAACUCAUGUCUUAAGGAUUUGUGAGACUAAUUUGUAUUAGCUUGUUUACUGACACCGCAUUCUGGAAAGCACAGCCAAUGAAAACCUAAAUAUGAUACUUUAAAGCAAGUAGUUUCAUGUUAAUGCAAAGGUUAUUCUGAAGUUUUACUAAAUGUAAACACAGUCGACGUGUUAGUUGAUUCCUCCCCUAAAGUCACUGCAUAACCUUGUCUAGGGCAGAAACAUUAUUUUGCUGGAAAGAAAAAUAAAAGAAAGAGAAAUUCUCCCUGAAAGAUAAAUUUGCACACAGAUGUGUGCGGGUAACAGUAUUUGAGAAGAAUAGGUGACAUAAAAAUGUUGGCCUAAGUAACCAUAUUCUUAGAAAAUAUACAGAAGUUGGGUAAAGUAAUAAUUCUUACUGAAAGUAUUUUUUGAUCAGAGAAGCAAAGCAAAUGUCUAUUAGUUCAGCUUUGGAGACUUUACUACUAGUUAGAAUUGUAACUAAUUUUAAAUAAGGAUUGCUUCCUUUAUCACUCACUCAUAGCGUGCUACUGUUAUCGAAACAGUGCCAAGAAGGCAUCUAUACCAAAAUGAAGGGCCUUCCAGUGUUUGUACUGUAAGCUUCUCUUUUCAAGGGAUUAUAACUUGUUCUUUCAAACUUCCUCUGGGCUGCAUGUUACUUAGAAGACAAAAAAGUAUUCAUUGGAAACAACAUUUGUAAUACAUUUGGAAAUAUCCCAUUUGGUUCCAGUAACAUAGUGCAUAUUUCCUCUUUCCAAGUUUUCCCCAUUGUGGGUUUGCAGUUUUUUUGGCUGACUUUUGUUGACUUUUAAAAUCUUAUAAACUGAUUUUAUCUGUUAAAGAAACAUGCCAGGUUGCUGGUUCACCAUGAAGUCAGUCACAACAGGGUAUGUGCAGAUCAGUCACUUGACUGGUGCACACCUGGAAGGUUGUGCCUUGUGCAUGAGUGUCUGCAAACAUAAACUGUAGUGAUGUAUCAGUGGUUCCUCAUCAAUUCUGCUAUGUUUUGAAACUCUUAGCUCCUUUUGCAGGGCUUUAAGCACCAUAUCUUUCCACUCUGAGCAUUUAUUUUUUAAGUUUAAAGUUUAUUGUAGUUUUUCACUAGUUUAUUUGAGAAUAAGAAAAUAGCAAGGAUCAGUUUUAAGGCUUAUAAAAGCCAUUUCUCUAUUGUAAUUAUACUCUUUGUUAAACAAAAUGUUUUUAUAGUUUUUGUUUCUUUUCUAUUUCCAUGGAUUUCUUGCUUUGCUCCUUCAGAACUGUUUCUACUCAAAUGCAUGGCCUAAAGAUCACUGUUUUAACUCACUUCCUAUUAUCAGAAAGAAGCUGGGAAAACUGGUAAGCUACUUGUUUAAUGUUGUGACAGGAUAGGCAGAAAGCUUUGCUCAAAAGUCUGAAGGACAUUUUGCAUUGUUUUUCAUGCCAGGUCAAUCGUCUCACUCCUCAUACUCUUGGAAAAACCCAAGAACUGGAACUGUUCAUUUCAAAAUAUAAAGGGGAUCACAAUGACGGUGCCAGCUCUCUCUCCCCAUUGAAGUGACCCAGUUGCCCAUUAGUUUCUUGUGUGUAGGCAACAGAGUCUCCUUUCCCUGAAUUUGUAGAGGAGUGAGAUCUGAUGUGCAGCUCCACUCUCUCUCUUAGCUUAUGUGAGUUUAGAGGUUACAGAGUCCCCAGAUUUCCACAAGGUCUCCAGAUUUCUCUCCUGGUUAGGCACAAUGAAAAAUAAAAGAUAGUGAAGAGGAGCAAGAGAUUAUUUCCCAGAGAAUGUAGGCAGUUUGGGGAGGUAAAAAGAGGGAUUCAGAGCUUUUACUGUUUUUUCAUUGAGCAUUAGCAGAUGACAAAUUAAAUCUUUUUACUGUUUCCCCCUUUCUUUCUCAUAUUAAAGUUAUGGACCAAAAAGUACAAAAAGUUAAAAUAAUCCCAACUCUAUUGCAUUCUUGGAACUGUACUUAUUUGUACCAUCAGUGUUUCUGGUCCAAAGACUUUGAGUUCCUGACUUUCUAUUUUGGUCAUGAUUUCCCAACUAUGCACUGUUGGAAGGUGCUACCCAAGUAACAUCAAAAAGGACCAACUAGUCAAUGAGAACAUGGCUUUGGCAUGUGCCAAGGUGCAGUCAGACUAGGACAUUUUGAUGCUCAAUGCAUUUUCUUUAGAAAAAUACCAGUUGCAUAGGAACAGUGAUUUAUUUUUCACAAUGAUUUUGAAUACGUGUUUUCUUACUAACACAGUGAUCAUUCCUCACCACAGGUUGAAACAAUACCUCAUAAUUGCUUAAGGCUAAGACCAACAAUUAACUUUACUUUGAAUGUAGUUCUUCUGUGGUUUUGUGUUGUGGAUGGACUUAAUGGAUAUGUACCUUUUUAAUGUCUAUAAACCCCUUCACCUUUUUAUGGAGGGAUUAAAAAUGCUCAUAGUGGCUCACAACAUCACACUUCCUUGUCUAAAGUGUUUUUGAAUACUCUGGCUAUGGUAGAAUAUGUAAGCACCAUGCAAUUUUUAUUCGGAUGACCAAUCUUAUUAUUAUUUUUUAAUCUUUUCACAUGUGUUCAUCAUUUAGAUGAAAUAAACUUGGGCACUAGGCUCUACUUUCCAUGCAAGUUCAUUAAGGAGUGAACAUUGUCUUUUUAAAAAAGAUACCGUGCUUUAAUGUUCUUUAGACAUCUGUUAAAUUACUUUGUGUGCGUAUGUGUGUGUGUGUGUACGUGGAUGUGCCCACAUUGGGCUUCUUCUCAGACCUGUGGCUGUCUGCAGCGUCUCAGCCGUCAGAAUGAAAACAUUAUCAAUCAGUAUCCAACAACAGCUGGUUUUGACAAGCCUCUGUCUGCUGUCUAAUGCUUUACAACUUGUCAAUAAGACUUCUUUGUCUACCCACUCUGAGCUGGUAAUCUUACUGCUUCCAUGUUGUGUCCUGUACUUGUACUUCUAGCAUUUGUAUUGGGAAAAAAAAAAGUUAGAACUUAGUGCGUUUUGAUAUUAUUUCUUGAUAUAUAAUGUUCCAUGUGUAUCUUAGCUUGCCUCUGUACAAAAAUCUGUGAUGUAUUAUUUCAUUUAACUUCUUGCAUUUCAUUAUAUUUAUAGAGUUGCAGAUUUUUGUACUGUAUUAGUUAAUACAGUUGCCUUUUUGUAAUGGCAAUUAAUUUAUAUUACAAAAGUUUGUAUCUUUACUGUAGUUAAGAGUAUUAGUUAACUGCCAUAUUAUCUUGACUUUAUACUAAAAAUACAGUGUCUUUACACAAAAGUUGACCCAUUCAGGUGGGUAACUGAUAGACAUGAGGAACUUGUACUGUUUGUGAUUUAUACAUGAUUUCCACUAUCCCCCAAAAAAAUAAAAAAAGAAAAAAAAAAAAAGAAAAAGUAUGAAAGAAAAAAAAAAAGAAAAGAAAAUAAACACUGUGUAGAAUUGAGUUGCUAAGUUUGGAUUUCUUGAGUAGUAAACAAAUCUAAGACCAUGGUGUAUUACCUCAAUAUUGAAUCUUCAAAGUAACUUAUUUACUCUUAGAUGAAAACAAAUUAUUACUGCAUAAUCAUUGCUAAGUUAUACAUACCUACACAUUUCUGUAUAUAUAAAAAAUUGAAACCCCUGAAA